This is a messenger RNA of Limanda limanda (common dab), 4312 nucleotides long. RefSeq names its product myosin-13-like. Gene Ontology annotation, biological process: poly(A)+ mRNA export from nucleus; regulation of translational initiation; regulation of translational termination. The record is from RefSeq and is a predicted model, not a curated record. Bases 1 to 4095 code for a protein of 1364 amino acids. Gene Ontology annotation, molecular function: phospholipid binding; translation initiation factor binding; inositol hexakisphosphate binding. Lineage: Eukaryota; Metazoa; Chordata; Actinopteri; Pleuronectiformes; Pleuronectidae. Gene Ontology annotation, cellular component: cytoplasm; nuclear pore cytoplasmic filaments; nuclear pore. The transcript has 18 exons.
AUGUCGCCCUGGCACAGAAAUACUGAGCUGAGUACGCUUAGCGUAACGAGUUACCUGUGGUGCUUUGACACAGCGAGACUCGUCUCCAUACUAUCCCGACGUAAAUACGAGGGCCACCGCAAGAAGGGGCGACCAGCCGAAGCACCCAUCUCCUCUCCGCCCGCAGCCCCUCUCCCCCGACCUCCUCUCCGCCCGCAGCCCCUCUCCCCCGACCUCCUCUCCUCCGCAGCUCCUUUCCCCCGACCUCCUCUCGGCCCGAGUCCCUUUCCCCCGCAGCUCCUCUCCGCCCACAGCUCCUCUCCGCCCGCAGCCCCUCUCCCCCGCAGCCCCUCUCCGCCCGCAGCUCCUCUCCGCCCGCAGCCCCCCUCCCCCGCAGCCCCUCUCGCCCGCAGCCCCUCUCCCCCCGCAGCCCCUCUCCGCCCGCAGCUCCUCUCCGCCCGCAGCCCCUCUCCCCCGCAGCCCCUCUCCCCCAAACUUCAGACAGGAGUGAAGCUGCUGAGCCCGGAUUUUCUGGGCGGCGAUACAGAGACCUUCAGCUUGUCUUCACAAGCCGGCCUCAUAUUGGACGGUCAGGGUUCCUCACCCCUGCAGACGUCCAGCUUCCUGGACUCCAGCUCUUGGCACUCCAGCCUCGGCCUGUCUGAGCAGACAACAGACUCCAUCGUGUCAAGAGAAUUAGUCUCUGACAUCAACACUCAGGCGCUACAGGACGAGCGUGAGGAGACUCUCAGCGAUGAAGCAAAGUAUGAAGAUGUGCGUGUUUGCAAGGCCAACAUCGAGCAGGAGUGGCAUCUGCAGGCGGAGGGCAGGGGGAGGUUACGAAACCUCAACAUCAUCCAGGAGGAGAUCCUGCAGCUCAACCAGACUAAUAGUGACCUCCCUCUGUCCAGCCUCAGCUUCUCCAGCACCAGCAGGAACCAGCUGUGCUCAUAUGUGGCGGAGUUGGUGAGAAAGACGGCAGAGGGGGCGUUUCCCAGCAUGGAGGACGUGGCUGAGGCUGAACGAGCCCUCAAGAGGAUGAAGUGGCUGAUUGAAAUUCUGCAGGAGGAGGUUGCCAAGGUCCAGGCACGUAAAAAAGAGGAGAAGGAAGCACUCAGGGAGCAGGCGGAGCUACAGGUGCAGCAGGAGUGGCUUCGGCAUCAGUAUCAGCAGGCGGAGGGCAGGGGGGGGUUACGAAACCUCGACACCUUCCAGGAGGAGAUCCUGCAGCUCAACCAGCUGCUGGAGCCGUCCUACCAGACUAAUAGUGACCUCCAUCCAUCCAGCCUCAGCUUCUACAGCACCAGCGGGAACAAGCUGUGCUCGGAGGUGGCGGAGUUGGAUUUUCUUGGCGGGGAUACAGAGACCAUCAGCUUGUCUUCACAAGCCGGCCUCAUAUUGGAUGGUCAAGGUUCCUCACCCCUGCAGACGUCCUGGUCCCCUGACUCCAGCUCUGGACACUCCAGCCCUGGCCUGUAUGAGCAGACAACAGACUCCAUCGUGUCCGGAGAAUCAGUCUCUGACAUCAACGCUCAGGAGCUACAGGUCGAGCGUGAGGAGACUCUCAGCGAUGAGGCAAAGGAUAUAGAUGUGCUUGUGCGCAAGGCCGACACGCAGUGGAUGCAGGAGUGGCGUCUGCAGGCGGAGGGCAGGGGGAGGUUACGAAACCUCAACAUCAUCCAGGAGGAGAUCCUGCAGCUCAACCAGAUGCUGGAGCCGUCCUACAAGACUAAUAGUGACCUCCCUCCGUCCAGCCUCAGCUUCACCAGCACCAGCAAGAACCAGAUGUGCUCGCGGGUGGCGGAGUUAGUGAGAAAGACGGCAGAGGGAGCGUUUCCCAGCAUGGAGGACGUGGCUGAGGCUGAACGAGCCCUCCACAGGAUGAAGUGGCUGAUCGAAAUUCUGCAGCAGGAGGUUGCCAAGGUGGAAGAACGUAAAAAAGGGGAGGAGGAAGCGUUCAGAGAGCAGGUGGAGCUACAGGUGAAGCAGGAGUGGCAUCUGCAGGCGGAGGGCAGGGGGAGGUUAAGAAACCUCAAUACCAUCCAGGAGGAGAUCCUGCAGCUCAACCAGCUGCUUGAGCCAUCCUACCAGACUAAUAGUGUCCUCCCUCCGUCCAGCCUCAGCUUCUCCAGCACCCGCGGGAACAAGCUGUGCUUGCAUGUGGCGGAGUUGGUGAGAAAGACAGCAGAGGGGGCGUUUCCCAGCGUGGAGGACGUGGCUGAGGCUGAACGAGCCCUCCACAGGAUGAAGUGGCUGAUCGAAAUUCUGCAGGAGGAGGUUGCUAAGGUCCAGGAACGUAAAAAAGGGGAGGAGGAAGCACUCAGGAAGCAGGAGGAGCUGCAGGUGCAACAGGAGUGGCUUCAGCAUCAGCAUCUGCAGGCUGAGGGCAGGGGGAGGUUACGAAACCUCAACACCUUCCAGGAGGAGAUCCUGCAGCUCAACCAGCUGCUGGAUCCGUCCUACCUGACUAAUAGUGACCUCCCUCCGUUCAGCCUCAGCUUCUACAGCAUCAGCGGGAAUAAGCUGUGCUCGCAGGUGUUGGAGGUGGUGGCAAAGACGGCAGAGGGGACGUUUCCCAGCGUGGAGGAAAUGAUUGUGGCUGAACGAGCCCUCCACGAGAUGUGGGAGCUGAUUCGACUGCUGCAAGAGGAGGAUGCCAAGGUCCAGGAAUGUAUCAAAGAGAAGAAGGAAGCGCUCAGGAAGCAGGAGGAGCUGCAGGUGCAGCAGAAGGCGGAGCAGUUGGCCAAAGAAAAGGCUCAGCGGGCAGAGGGCAGGUGGAGGUUACAAAACCUCAACAUCAUCCAGGAGGAGAUCCUGCAGCUCAACCAGCUGCUGGAGUCGUCCUACCAGACUAAUAGUGACAUUCCUCCAUCCAGCCUCAGCUUCUCCAGCAUCAGCGGGAACAAGCUGUGCUCGCGGGUGGCGGAGUUGGUGAGAAAGACGGCAGAGGGGGCGUUUCCCAGCGUGGAGGACGUGGCUGAGGCUGAACGAGCCCUCCACAGGAUGAAGUGGCUGAAUGAAAUUCUGCAGGAGGAGGUUGCCAAGGUCCAGGAACGUAAAAAGAUGGAGGAGGAAGCGCUCAGGAAGCAGGCGGAGCUACAGUUGCAGCAGGAGGCGCAGAAGAAGGAAGCGCAGUUGGCCAAAGAAAAGGCUCGGAGGAAAGGGCUGCAGGACAGCGCUGAAGACCGUACGUUGAGAUGGUUUAAGGAUCUUCAGGAUUCAGCUGCUCAGUGCGCUCAGUCCUUCGACCAGCUCAACUCCUCUAAAGACGUCCAGACGGUGAAGCUGGAGCUCCAGAAAGCCACCAACAUCCUCAUCGAUCAAAUUUCCAGCAACUCUGGUUCUCAGCUCAGAGGAAAUUACGACGAGAUCGUCAAGCUUCUGUCCGGGCGGUGGGUGAUGUCGGGGGGGAAGUCUGUCUCCACCUCCCAGCAUCCACAGGGCCUGGACUUUGUCAGCUAUAAACUGGCCGAGAAGUUUGUGAAACAAGGAGAGGAGGAGGUGGCGUCUCACCACGAAGCAGCCUUCCCCAUCGCCGUGGUGGCCUCUGGCAUCUGGGAGCUGCACCCGCGGGUGGGCGACCUCAUCCUCGCUCACCUGCACAAGAAGUGUCCGUACGCAGUCCCACAUUACCCUCCAAUGAAGGACGGUACAUCUGUGGAGGAAUAUCAGAAGAUUCUUGGUUACCGUGUGGACGACUCCGGGAUUGAAGGUCAGGACAGUUUCCUGAAGAGGAUGUCUGGGAUGAUCCGUCUGUACGCUGCCGUGAUUCAGCUGCGGUGGCCCUACGGCUCCAAGCAGGGGUCCGCUCCUCAUGGUCUGAACCACGGCUGGCAUUGGUUGGUUCAGAUGCUCGACAUGGAGCCUCGGGCCGACAUCACAGCAACGCUGCUGUUUGACUUCCUGGAGGUUUGUGGAAAUGCUUUAAUGAAGCAAUACCAGAGCCAGUUCUGGAAACUCAUCCUGCUGCUCAAAGAGGAAUACUUCCCCAGGAUCGAGGCAGUGACCAGCAGUGGACAGAUGGGCUCAGUCGUCAGACUCAAAGUGUUUCUGGAGACAUCUCUGCAGAGAGGAGACAUCAAACCUCCCAAAGGUCAACUGAGCUCCACGUUCUAGAGGUCGUGAGGACGAGGACAUUUGAGCUCUGAAUUAUGCUGAGAAGUCGUCGUCACAUCUACCAAAGCUUCAAUGUUACGAGUUAUCCCAUCAGAAGCUUUGUGUUUGUUUAGGAAGAUAGUGUUUUUGUUUACCUGUCUCCUCUCUCUCUCCCCUGUCUUUCCUCUCUCCUACUUACAUAUAUUUGAACCUUUAUUUAAGAAUACAAUAAAGUAUU